Molecule: messenger RNA, 1251 nt
Organism: Arxiozyma heterogenica
Lineage: Eukaryota; Fungi; Ascomycota; Saccharomycetes; Saccharomycetales; Saccharomycetaceae
Gene: YSR3
Product: sphinganine kinase YSR3
Exons: 1
Coding region: 1-1251 (416 amino acids)
Cellular component (GO): endoplasmic reticulum membrane
Molecular function (GO): sphingosine-1-phosphate phosphatase activity
Source: RefSeq, a predicted model, not a curated record
AUGAGUGGAACAAUUGAAGUGGUUUCCACUCCAAAACAACUACAACAACUACAACAACAAAAACAAAAACAACAACAACAGCAGCAGCAGGAGCCUUAUGAUAUUUCUAAGGAAGGAAAUAUUUUGUUAGAUCCUGGAAACCAUGAUCCAAGUCACUUUAAAAGUAAGAUGUCUAAAAUAAGGUUUCAAUUUAGACAGUAUAUGACAAAAUUUACAGAUCAUCAAUCAGAAUAUUUAGCUGAAUGGCAAAGGAAACAUUCUUCUCCGUUCAGAGAUUAUUUUUUCCCAUAUACUGCAUUAAUGGGAUCACAUACAUUUUAUGUUAUUUUUUUACCGAUGCCUGUAUGGUUUGGUUAUUUUGAACAAACAAGAGAUUUAGUGUAUAUUCUUGGUUAUUCCAUAUAUCUGAGUGGAUUUUUAAAAGAUUAUUGGUGUCUUCCAAGACCCAAAUCUCCACCAGUGAAAAGAAGUACACUAAGUAAAUAUACAGCGAAGGAAUAUGGUGCGCCAAGUUCACAUUCAGCUAAUGCCAUGGGCGCCACCAUGUAUUUUAUAUAUUAUAUUUGGGAUUGUUCAAGUUUCAACAUAUUUCUUAAGAUGUGCUACACUGGAUUUGCUAUAUUAUAUUACAUGACAUUAGUCAUUGGAAGAAUUUAUUGUGGUAUGCAUGGUUUCUUAGACAUAAUAUCAGGGUCCAUAUGUGGGGCUGUAUGUUUUGGUACGAGAAUGUGGUUACGUUACAUUUUCAGGGACUUCCGUAGUGGAGAGUAUGUUUCGUUCCCAGUUAUCAGUGUAACUAUCGGAUUACUACUGCUAUAUAAACAUGUUAAACCCAUUGAUGAAUGCCCAUGCUUUGUUGACAGUGUAGCGUUUAUUGGUGUUAUAUCAGGAUAUGAAGUCGGAGAUUGGGUUCUACAGAGAUACAAUAUGGAUUUAUAUUGUAGCAAAUUUAAUCAGAUUGGGAUGUCUAUCAUUUUAAGACCGUUAAUUGCAGUCCCGUUUAUUAUUAUAUGGAAAGAAUUACUGAGCAAGAAAAUUAUUUACACGUUUUUAACAAAGGUGUUAAGAUUAACAGACGAUAGAGCUUCAGUUAUUAAAAAGCGUAAAGAAAUGACAAACAGCCAUGAAUGUACACCCUAUAUAGGAGAGCCAAAAAUUGAAAUUCUGGGAAGAUUUCUUAUAUAUUCCGGUAUUCCAAUGAUUACAAUUAUAUUAGCUCCACUAGUAUUUAGAAUGAUUGGUAUUAAAUAA